UCGUGUCACUUCUGCCUGAAGGGCAUCUCAUGGGCCUCGCGCACCAGGCUGGUCUGCCGUUCGCGCAGCAGUACCUCAAGCUCAGCGCGACGGAUAUGCAGCGGUACGGCAUCGUCGCGUACUUCCCGUGGAGCCUGAAGCCCGUGUUCGGGAUGCUCUCCGACGUCGUCCCGAUCGCGGGUACAACAAGCGGUAUUACGCGCUGGUGUUCAUCAACCUCCAAGUCUCCGUCGUGGACUUGCUCACGGAAGGGAAGUACACGGAGAAGAUGCGGCAGCUCCCGGAGAUGAGCGGCGACAUCGUGUCGUUCGUGUGGUUCUCGCUCUUGUGCGGCGGCUUAUUCGCGACGAUCAUCUCGUUCUUCACGCUGCGUUCGGAGAACUACCGCGUGAUGUUCUGGUGCGCG
Molecule: messenger RNA, 406 nt
Organism: Micromonas pusilla CCMP1545
Lineage: Eukaryota; Viridiplantae; Chlorophyta; Mamiellophyceae; Mamiellales; Mamiellaceae
Source: RefSeq, a predicted model, not a curated record